Molecule: messenger RNA, 1656 nt
Organism: Pochonia chlamydosporia 170
Lineage: Eukaryota; Fungi; Ascomycota; Sordariomycetes; Hypocreales; Clavicipitaceae
Product: arylsulfotransferase protein
Exons: 2
Coding region: 1-1656 (551 amino acids)
Source: RefSeq, a predicted model, not a curated record
AUGGCUGCCCUUCGAAAUACUCUUACUCUUAUGCUUGUCUUCGUCGGUUCUUACACAUUGUUCUCCAUCCAAAAACCACUCAGAGGUCCAAAUAGUCUUCAACGGCCGUAUUAUGGAUCGGGUUUGUAUGAUUGGGGACUAUUAGGCCUUAAUCCUGCUCAACAUUAUCAAUCCUUUACCGGAAGUUCCAUCAAACCGAACGUGAUACGGACGGACGACCGAUGCAGCUACGGCUGGUUCUUCGUUGAGCCCCUGAAUCGUCUCGCACAACAGCCGUUCAUGAUAUUUGAUCAUGAUCUGAACCUUGUCUGGACACCAACAGCCCCUGAAUGGAAGAAUGCCAGAGAUGCCAAAGUGCAAAGCCUCGACGGAAACAACUAUAUCACAUUCCUGUACGGCUCAGAAACGUCUGUCGGCGGUCAGGGGUAUGCCUUGAUUGACAACACUUACCGGCUUUACAAAACGGUCGAACCUGUCGGCGUCCUCGGCUAUUUGUCCGGACUUCGCCUUACAUCAGACGGCACAGCGUUAAUCAUCAUCCAUCAUGCCUCGACACACCCCAAUAAGAAACCCAAGGACAUUGACACCGUUUUCCAGGAAAUCGACCUGGACUCGGGGAAGCUACUCUUUGAGUGGCGAGCCUCAGAUUUCAUACACGGAUCUGGCCAACCUAGCAAUCCCAACCCAACUUUCUUUCAACUUCAAAAUGUUGACAAAGAUGCCGACGGCAACUACCUCGUAUCCUCCGGUAACACUAUCCUUUGCAUCAGUAAAGAAAAUGGAAAGGCUCUCUGGCAACUUGGCGGCAGUGGCAACGAGUUCCGAGAUGAAUCUGCUGGGUCCGCUACCUCCUUGUCAAACCAUCAUGUUGCCUCUUGGCAUAAUAACACGACACUCCUUGUCACAAACAACAACCACGGGGACAACAGAAGCAACAUCUUGAUUUAUGUCAAACUCUCAUUUGAUAAAAUGACGGCGACUGUCAUCAAAGACAUCAGCCCACCCGUUGACACUUCUUCCAAAAUGGACACAUUUCAACUUUUAGGCAACGACCAUAUCCUUGCACAGGACACGACGACUUCCAAGGUCAUCGAGUCGUCAGUCAAUGAGACGUUUUGCGAAGUAGAUUUCGCUCCUUCUCGUCUCUCAUCAAGGUGGACUACAAAGUACCACGUGUCCAAGUAUGAAUGGUCUGCAAACCCUCAGACGUCGCCGGACAUUGCCGUUCGCCCUGAUGAAGGUGCUAUCUACGUUAGUUGGAAUGGUGGAACAGACAUAGAUGCUUGGAUAUUGCAGAGUGGACCUAAGACCGAAGGAACCGUCUUUAUUGACCAUUUGAGGAUAUCGAAAACGAGCUUCGAAACGCGAAUCGAACUGCCGAGACGAACCGAAGAGUACAUAAGGGUCGUGGCGUUGGACAAGAAGUGGAAGAUGGCUUCACACUCUGUGGCGGUUUCGAGGCACGUUCCCUUUGGUGGAAGUAGGCGUGUGCCAGUAUUGCUGGCUUUGGCAGAAGGGAUCUUUAGGAUUCGUACCCGCAUCAUUCUACUGGCCCUUGUGUUUUGUAUAAUGCUGUAUUGUUAUCUCGGUGCUUGCUUGCCUCUGUUUCGCAAGAUGAGGCAUCCGAAUUCACCUCGGGCGAGAAAGAAUCUGUAA